Messenger RNA from Phlebotomus argentipes, 1644 nucleotides. Its product is annotated as male-specific lethal 1 homolog. The coding region runs from base 161 to 1549 and encodes 462 amino acids. The record is from RefSeq and is a predicted model, not a curated record. NCBI's taxonomy places the organism in Eukaryota, Metazoa, Arthropoda, Insecta, Diptera, Psychodidae. Gene Ontology annotation, cellular component: MSL complex. The transcript has a single exon.
AGAAAUUUUUUGUAUCAAAACACGCAAUAUACAUUGCGGCUAAUUUUAUCCACUUUUCUCCUCGCCCGCGUGCAAAAAUGUCCUUUUGAACAUCUUUUGGACCGCCGGGGUGUCGUAUGGUGUUGUUUUCAUUGGUGUUGACCAUCGCGGAAGCGUGAAAAUGUCCAGUCGCAGUAGCAAAAACAUCAAGCAGGAUGUACACAACCUGGAUCACUUGUAUUGCCACAAAGCCGAGAACAGUGCGUACAUCAAGAGCAGCCCCAGCUCGGAUCUCAUAUCCAUCAUCAAGGAGAACAAGCAGCUCAAGUCGAUGCUGCUGCUGCACCUGGACUUGAUUCAGGAGCAGAGCGACCAGUUGCUGACCAAGGAGAAGCAGAUCUCGAGCCUGCGCCAGGAGAAUGAGUCGCUGAAGCUGAAGAUUGAGCGCAUGGAGCGGCGAAUGCACAUCAAGCAGAGCCGCAGCAUCCUGCACCACCUGCCCACUGUGGAUGGGAAAGCGAAGAACAAUGGAGCGCCCAAGCCGCACUUCCGGAUUGACCUGUCCGCGCCCGCGGCAAAGUGUGAUAAUGGCCUGGAUGAGGUGAAGCCCAAUGCGGUGGGACUGGCAACUGAGAAGGCGCUGGAGGCCAAUGGGAUGCCCAUUGGGAAGAUCGUGCUGAACAACGCGGGGAACAUUGAGAACAUUACGUCGGUCGUCCAGCAAGUGCCGGAAAUUAAGGUGGAGUCCAAUGAUGAGGGCCAGAAGGGCGUGCUGAAGGCGGAGGAGCCGCCACCGAUGCAGCCCAUGUCACCUGAGGGUACUGCAGAUGCGGACAAAGGCAGCGAUGAGGGCUCUGGCAAGCGGCGUCUCUCCGAAACGUCGGCUGUCAGCGCCGAGCAGGGCAAGAAGGCACUCAAACUCAUGUCCAUGACCACCAACAAGCAGUACGUGACGCGCGACUGGGAGCUGGUGGAGCUGGAGGAGGAUGUGACUCAGCUGAUUGAGAAGCGCGGCGACUUGGAGAUUAAUCUGGAAGUGCCGAGUUGGCGUAUUGUCGAGGGCGACGCAGAGGAGCCCUCAGAGAGGCCACCAGAAGUGCUGGCCGAGGGUGAGAUUCGCGAGGAGGCGUACAUGAAGCGUCACCUCAAGUUCGAGAUUGACGAGCGCCGCCGGAAGAAGUGGGAUGUGCAGCGAAUAAGGGAGCAGCGCACGAUAGAGCGACUCAAAAAGCGCCACUAUAAGCUGGAAGUGACGGCGGCGGGCGAGGAGAAGUCCUCCAACUGCCUACCCUCCUUCUAUCCGAGUCCCAGCAGUAUCCGCUUCAUUCAGAUCACCGAGGAGCUGCCCGUGCAAGCGUUCGGCGAGCACGUCCCCGACGUGACGCCCGCUGAGUUCGCCCUGCCCUGGGCGCACACUCCCGAUGGGGCGCACGUGGUGCUGGGCGGACCCCAGGAGGCGGACAAGUGGCCCGUGUCCACGAUGUUCGUGCGACGCGCAUCCGGACAGAAAGUGCAUCACAAGACCCCACGCAAAAUGGCCAGCAAAGCGGCGGCUGGUGGCAAGAGAUAAGAUUCAGGACUCGUCAGCACGUAGAGGGCUUAGAGUUUAAGGCAUGUUUUUGUGCAUGAUGACAGAAAAUGAUAAUAAAUAUGAAUAUCAAUUGU